AUUAAAAGUUAAAUGUGCGAAUGUUUUUCUCCAAUUAGUUGAUUACCUUUAAUUGUUUUAUUUGUAUCUUUUUUUGUUCCAUUUUUUUUAUUAGUUAGUUUGGAUUAUUUUGUUUGUUUUGUAUGUUCUGUUAUUUGUGUUUUGUUCUAUUGCCAUGGGUAGACCUAGAAAGAAAAUCAGUGUUACACCAUCUCAAGAAAAGAAUAAAAAAUUGAAGAAAAAUGAUGAAAUAUCUGAUGGCGAUGAUUCUGAUGAAGAAUCAGAAGAUUGGGAAGAGGUGGAAGAAGCUGAAAUCGACGACGAUGAAGGUGAUAAAGAAGAAGCUCUCGCAAACUAUAAACCUCAAUUACCUGAACAAGGAGUACAAAUAAGUAUUGAUGGACCAAAGAUUUUCAACAAGAAAAGGCGUAAGAAACAGGUUGAUGUGGGUGAAAUUCUUCGUCAACAACUUAAUCGAAUGAAGAAAGAAGUUCAAAUUGAAAUGCAUAAAACUCACCUACUUUGUCUGUUAAGUCGUGGAUUUUACCUUAAUCAUAUCACUCGAAACCCACUCAUCUCCUCUUAUGCUCUUUCUUACCUUACUGAUUUUACGUUUGACUUGAAAAAGGUUAACCUUUUGUUUGUCAGAGAUUUUACCAAUUGGUUUAGAUCUUGGUUUACCUUGGACAAAAAGAUUCGAUCUAAAACUGUUGAUCUCAUCGAAUCGUUGACUAAAGCAUUUGGAACACGUUCCGUAAAUUCUCUGGUAGAAUAUGUGCUCAUGUUUAUUUCCUUGCUCCGCAUUUACUCACCAAAAAUACAAGUGAGAUUAUGUUAUGCUCUUAAUCCGGUGCCAAUUAAACCCGAUGAUUUGGUUUGACGGAGAAACAAAAAGGUCGCAAAAAAGAUACCAAAGAUGAAUCAGAUGAAAAAUCACCAGAUGAACCAACAACAUCUGAAUACUUUAAAAAAAGCAAACCCAAACCUGCCAGUUAUAAGUUAUAUGGUGAACCAAAUAACAAAGAGAAAACAAGACCAACUCGAUCAAGUACCAAAGGAAAAAAGCGAAAAAAAAGCUCAGAUGAAGAUGAAGAGGGAAACUUGGAGAUAGACGAAGAAGAUGAAAAACCUCGAAGAAGAACUAGACAGAGUAAUGGAAAAGGUAAAGGUAAA
This is a messenger RNA of Panonychus citri (citrus red mite), 1152 nucleotides long. Its product is annotated as DNA repair protein complementing XP-C cells homolog. Gene Ontology annotation, biological process: nucleotide-excision repair; mismatch repair. The transcript has a single exon. Bases 155 to 859 code for a protein of 234 amino acids. Gene Ontology annotation, cellular component: nucleus; cytoplasm; XPC complex. The record is from RefSeq and is a predicted model, not a curated record. Gene Ontology annotation, molecular function: damaged DNA binding; single-stranded DNA binding. Lineage: Eukaryota; Metazoa; Arthropoda; Arachnida; Trombidiformes; Tetranychidae.